Messenger RNA from Coccinella septempunctata (seven-spotted ladybird), 2223 nucleotides. Its product is annotated as probable ATP-dependent RNA helicase DHX35. The transcript has a single exon. NCBI's taxonomy places the organism in Eukaryota, Metazoa, Arthropoda, Insecta, Coleoptera, Coccinellidae. Gene Ontology annotation, molecular function: RNA binding. Bases 99 to 2150 code for a protein of 683 amino acids. The record is from RefSeq and is a predicted model, not a curated record. Gene Ontology annotation, cellular component: intracellular anatomical structure; catalytic step 2 spliceosome.
CAUUGUUUUUGUUUGUUGAGGUUAGAAAAGAUUUCAAUGUCCAAUUAUCAAAUAAAAAUAAUGUGAUAUUUUUGACUGUGUACACAUUCGCCAACAUCAUGGGUGACUUCAAACCAAGGUUUAUGAAACCAUCUGAAUCAACUAGCUACCUGGACAAGGACGAGUCGACAACCGUAGAAGCAACGAAUUUCGUAUACAACAGAUUCGUUUCCCAGUCGAUUGAAACCCAAAGGAAGAGGUUGCCGAUCUUCGAGAAUAGAAAUCACAUCUUAUAUUUGCUAGAAAAGUAUCAGACUCUUAUUCUGGUCGGAGAGACGGGCUGCGGAAAGAGUACCCAAAUUCCACAAUACAUGGUUGAAGCAGAAUGGCCCGGUCAAAUAGGAAUAUGUGAACCUAGGCGAGUUGCUGCUAUAUCUCUGGCGAACAGAGUUGCAGAUGAAACUGGUUCACUUGUACAGAGCGAUAUGGUAGGAUAUGCCGUCAGAUUUGAUGCUUGUUAUAACAAACCAAAAAUAAAGUAUAUGACUGAAGGAAUUCUAGUGAGAGAAUUAAUGACAGAUCCAUUAUUAAAGAGUUAUUCAGCAAUUAUGUUGGAUGAAGUUCAUGAGCGUACUCUUUAUACAGAUAUUCUAAUGGGACUCUUCAAGAAAAUACUGAAGAAAAGGAAUGACUUACGAUUGAUAGUUGCUUCUGCCACUUUAGAUGCCAAGUAUUUGAAAGAUUUUUUCAACUUUGGAAAUCCAAAUCAAAAAGAGACUUCUACUAUACUAUCUGUUCAGGGUAGGCAAUAUCCAGUAGACAUAUAUUAUUUAGCAGAACCUGUUCCAUGUUAUAUCCAAUCCAGUGUCGAUACUGCAAUCAAGAUAAAUGCUUCUAAGGAAUCUGGAGACAUAUUGAUCUUCUUAACAGGUGUUGAAGAAGUUGAUAGAGCUUCAAAAUUACUUUCGGAGCAUGCAAACAAUAUUGAGGAGGAAAAGAAGAAGAACAAAAUAAUUGUUUGCCCAAUGCAUGGAACCUUACCAUACCAUGAUCAAUUGAAAGUUUUUAAACCACCUCCUGAAGGCUACAGAAAAAUUGUUGUGGCAACUAACAUUGCUGAGACAUCUGUAACAAUCCCUGGAAUUGUUCACAUUAUCGAUUGUGGAUUUGUAAAAUUGCGAUGGUACAACAUUGAUACUCAUACAGACAGUUUGAUCAUACUACCAAUUAGUAAGGCUUCUGCAAAUCAAAGAGCUGGUCGAGCAGGGAGGAUGAGAUCUGGUAAAGUGUACAGGUUAUACAAAGAAGAAUACUUCAAUAAGCUUCCUGAUAGCACCCCACCAGAAAUUGUAAGAACUAGUUUAACAUCUGUUAUAUUACAUUUGAAAGCGCUAGGUAUAAAGAAUAUAUUAAAUUUCAAAUUUCCAAACCCACCCCCAGUCAAAAACUUAAGGAGUGCUUUGGAAAUCUUAUAUGCUCUAGAUGCAAUUGACAUAAAUGGUGAAUUAACCAAACCACUAGGAUUUAGCAUGGCAGAAUUUGCCUUGGAUCCAAUGUAUUCAAAAAUAUUAUUGAAUUCUGGAGAAUUCGGUUGUUCAGAAGAGAUUUUAACUAUAAUUUCUAUACUACAAGUCGAAACAAUUUUCACCAAACCAUCUACAGGAACUUCAAUCAUCAAAGCGAGAAUUAGGAGACGAUUAUUUGAAGUCGAAGAAGGAGAUUUGAUGACAUAUUUAAACGUAUACAAUGGUUUCAUCCAGAGUGAAAUGUCGAGUGAGUUCUGUCACAAAAACUUCAUCAGUUAUAAGAGUAUGAAACGUGUUCUGGAAAUUCGUAAACGUUUGGAGAAAGUUUUGAAUAAUUAUGGUAUCCCUAUAAUUUCUGCAUCUGGUUGCACAACCUUGAUACAGCGAUGUUUAGUGAGUGGUUUGUUUCCAAAUGCUGCAUAUUUGCAUCAUUCUGGUGUAUAUAAAACAAUAAGGGGUGAUAUUGAUCUGUAUAUAAAUCCAGAUAGUGCUUUAUACACUAUCACUCAACCACAGUGGGUGAUUUUUUGCGAAGUUCUACAUACUAAAAAACUUUAUAUGAAAGACAUUACGGCUAUCCAAGAUGAAUGGUUAUUAGAACUAGCACCACAUUUCUAUUACAGAACUUCUUAUAGGGACUGUUAAUGUAAGAUUAUUGAAGGUGCUUACCAUAUAUGUCCUUUAAGUUUUUCAAAAAAUAAACACAAUUCACAAUCAA